Molecule: messenger RNA, 3641 nt
Organism: Syzygium oleosum
Lineage: Eukaryota; Viridiplantae; Streptophyta; Magnoliopsida; Myrtales; Myrtaceae
Exons: 8
Coding region: 174-3503 (1109 amino acids)
Source: RefSeq, a predicted model, not a curated record
CACUUUCCCUCCAACUUCCCUCCAAACCCUAAUCCCUCUCUCUCUCUCUCUCUCUCUCUCUCUAUCUCUCUCUCAUAGUGACCAUCAACGCAGACCACUGAUUCCUCCGGUGGUUCUCGGUGGCGAGCCCAAUCCGAUGACGCCGGCGUGUACCUGCGGCUGAAGCGGAGGAAAUGGCCUCGGUCGUCGUCGUCGGCGGCGGCGGCGAUGGCGGAGAGCCCGAUACGGCGAUCCCCAAUUCCGAUUCCGUUGCGGCUGGAACCCUGCCCACCGAUCGCGAAUCCUCACGCUAUCCGUCCCCUGAAUGCGGUGACGCGAUGAAAGGAGAGACCUUGGAUGAGGAGCUUUAUGUAGAAAGCACGAUGCGGUUCGAUGAUACUGUCCCGUUAGAUGGCGCAUUCGAGACUCAGAUCCUAGAUACGGGUGGAGAGACCCAAUUGGUCGAUUUUGGCGGUGAAACUCAAGUAGUUGAUUGCGAAGAUGGCAUUGGGAAUGUUGAGACACAGAUCUUAUUAGAUGCAUAUGAUACUCAAGUCGUUUUUGAUAGUCAGAGUGAAGAUACCGGUGGAACUGAAGUCCUGGGUUCUGAUGACGAGAUAUCAGGUGGUGGUUCGCACGGGAAAGGCGGUUAUUCUAGAGAUGAGAGGAUGUCCCCCGGUUCGUUUAGCAAGGAUAGCAAGGCCAGGGAGCAAUCCGCUGCUUUAACUGAUGAACCGUGCAAUUCAGGUUCUGUCAGGAGGGGGUUUACUUCAAUUCGUGCAGCAUCUCUCCGAGCAUCUGGUUUAGCUGCUCGCAGCAUGUACCUGAAUGGUGCUAGCAGUGCGUCAUGUUCUCUCCGGAGCAUGAGGCAGUCUUCAGAAGAACAGGCUGGUGAAGAUAACGGGACAUCUUUCCGAGAUGCUUCUCUUAAAUCUGGUGAAGAAUUUGAUCAGGAAUGUGAUGCUGAGACUUCUAUUGAGAAGACGGAGGAGAUGGAACAUGGGAAGAAGUGCAAAAUUGGGAGUUGCACUGUUAGACGACUCUUUGCAGAGGAUGUUGACAAUAUGCCUGAUGAGACAGCUGACUCGAAGGAAGUUCCUCUUGGAAAUGACAAACUUGCUGGAUUAAGCUAUGUAGAAUCGCAAGAACCAGGAGAACUUUCACAGGCAAACGCACUUGAUUUUGUUGACAGGUUUCUGAAGGACAAUGCCGAGCAACUUCAUGAAGAGCUUGACUUUGGAAACACUGUUGGAAGAAAACCAUUAUCAAUCUCGAGUGCAAAAGGGCCACAGAAUUUGGCCAAGAGUGCAAGUAGAAUAACUGUAAGAGCAGAGGUUUUUGACUGGGAUGAUGGACGCGAGGAUGAGGGUGGUGGAGAUAUUUUCUGCAGGCGGAAGGAAGAUUUCUUUGAUGGUGGGAGCAGUAAGUGCAGAUCCGUGACCUUGCCCAGGAAGCACAGAAACAGAAAACAAGAUGGUCAUGGAGAAAGGGACGAACCAUCAAGUGCUCCCUGCAAAAUAAAUGGCGUACUUCAUUCUGAUUCAAAAGCAAUUUGGAGAAUGGGUGGAAAAAGUCAGAUGGUGGCCAAAGCGGCUGAAAUGAAUCUCAAAAGGGAUCUUGCAAACCAGUUGGAUGAACAGUCUAAGAUAGAUUCUUCAAGAGACAACUCGGGGGCAAUUGCUGGUGAUGCUUGUGUGCCAGACAUGCUCAAUGUAGGCUUUGACACUCAACUGGCUGCAGAGGCUAUGGAAGAAUUAUGCCAGGGGGAGGCCCUUCCUAGGGAGGAUAAUUGUGACAUCAGCAUUUCUACAAGAAAGUUGAGAAGCACAAAGAGAGAUGAUAAUGAACAAAGUAAAAAGCCAUCCAUCUCACUGCAGAAGCGUUCUAAGGAUAAGAAGAGGUGCCGCAGUCCGGGACAAAGAACUCACAUGUUGGAUAUGACUGGCCUUACUGCCAAUAUGAGCGAAAAGUUGAAUAAAUUGCCUUCCGAGAACUUACAGCAUAAAAACAGGGAAUCUCUCAGAAGACGCCAAGCUGGUGAGUUUGCUAAACAACAUGUCACCAGAACAGCGAAUGGAGUUACUUUCGCCAGCAAGCAGCAAUUACUAGGCAAAGGUGGUUUCUUAACACCCAUUGCUAGGCGAACCAGAUCUUCCUUGGCAGUUAAUCAAGUGCAAAGGACAGAAAGUUUAUUAAGUAACCACAAGAAAGCAACAGAGAGUGCAGAGAAUGUUGGGGUCUGUAAAAGGAAAAGAAGCACCCGAGAAGGAAGAAGUAGCAAAAAAAGUGAUGAUGAUUCAAUGGUCAAGGCUAGAGGAAAUUCACCGGAGAAGGUCCUUGCAGUAGAAAGGGGCAAGAGGUCUGUUAGACAAAAACGGAUGAAAUCUGAUGCUACUAGUAAGGGUGAUCUGGAAGUACAGUUGCCAGCUCAAAAUUUUGAAUCAGGACUAGAGAAUGCCGCUAGCGAGACCACUUCUUUCAAGUUGGAUAGGGAACCGUUAGCUAAGGGUUUAAACAUGACUGACGCGAUUGGGCUGUCUGAAAGAAACGGAGAUGUGGGCGCCACAUCAUCCACUGAGAAUACAGAAUCAAAUGCCAUGUUAGGUCAUACUCCAAGAGAAAAAUGUAAUGGAAAUUCAGCUCAUACUACUCCUAUUAACUGUUUAACGCCCUUCAAUGAUGCUUCGCCGGUUUGUGUGGGGAAUGGUUAUAUGUAUCCAUCGUGCAAGAAGAACCUUUCAAGAUCAUACCUCAGGAACGAAAUUAAGAGCUUAAAUGCAUCAGGACCACGACCUUCUUCAUCAUACAAGGAUAUGCGGAAGAGGAGAGACAUGAGUGACAUUAGUGUCUUGUACAGCCACCACUUGGAUGAUGAUAUUAUCAAGCAGCAGAAAAAGAUUUUGGCUCGUCUAGGAGCUUCUGCAGUGUCUUCUAUUGCUGAAGCCACGCAUUUCAUAACAGAUAAAUUUGUGCGUACAAGAAAUAUGUUAGAAGCAAUUGCUUCUGGAAAGCCGGUAGUUACCCAUUUAUGGCUUGAGAGUUGUGGACAAGCUAACUGCUUUCUCGAUGAGAGAAAUUACAUACUAAGAGAUGCCAAGAAGGAGAAGCAAUUUGGCUUUAGUAUGCCUGUUUCAUUGGCACGCGCAUGCCAGCAUCCACUUUUACUGGGUCGAAGAGUUUUGAUCACCUCAAAUGUAAAGCCUGGUAAAGACAUAAUAUCAAGUCUAGUCAGAGCAGUUGGUGGCCAACCAGUAGAGAGAAUUGGAAGAUCUGCUUUGAGAGAUGAUAAAUUAGCAGAUGAUUUGUUGAUUUUAUCCUGUGAGGACGACUACAACAUGUGCCUUCCUUUCCUUGAGAAAGGUGUAACAGUAUAUAGUUCAGAGCUACUGCUGAACGGGAUAGUUACUCAAAAGCUGGAAUAUGAAAGGCACCGUCUCUUUGCAGAUCAUGUUAAAAGAACUCGCUCGACGAUUUGGCUUAAAAAAGAUGGUCACAAUUUUGUUCCUGUGGCCAAACAUAAAUAGAAGGGGUAAGCCUCUUCUGUCCUAACGCCUGCAUAUGGUGGCCUUGGCUUGAUACUAUAGCUAUGCAGUGUUAUGUACAUAGUAUGCUGUACCGAGUUCACACAUGUUGUUCAAAUGAAAUUAUUUAUUUGUCUAGAA